This is a messenger RNA of Penicillium robsamsonii, 834 nucleotides long. RefSeq lists its product as uncharacterized. The record is from RefSeq and is a predicted model, not a curated record. Bases 1 to 834 code for a protein of 277 amino acids. The transcript has a single exon. Lineage: Eukaryota; Fungi; Ascomycota; Eurotiomycetes; Eurotiales; Aspergillaceae.
AUGUCGUCCACAAUUGACUCCGGCUUCCACCUCGCGGACAGCAAGGGCUACAUGCUUGGCCGAGGCUAUGCCGCCGCUUGUCGUCUCAACCUCCAAUUCUACCUUUGGAAAGAAUCGCUCCAAUUCAACAUCCACCCCUCCAUUCCCAUUCCCGCGAACCCCGUCAUCGCAGACAUCGGCACAGGAACUGCAAUCUGGCUGCUCGAUGUAGCAUACUCACUCCCCACUGCUACCCUUGACGGCUACGACAUCGACCUCUCCAACACUCCUCCAACCCAAUGGCUCCCCAAGGGCCUCACCCUCCACGAAUGGAACCUCUUCGACCCUGUACCAGAGCAUCUAGUGGGCACAUACGACAUCAUUCAUCUCCGCCUCCUCAUCCUCGUGGUGCAGAACAGUGAUCCCAUCCCCGUCAUCCGAAAUGUAGCCCGUCUGCUCAAACCGGGCGGAUAUAUCCAGUGGGAUGAUCUGAAUUACCCAGACACCCAUGUGGCAAAGGUAGACCCCGAACUGGCAACACCAGCGUUUGAUCGCCUACUCAAAUUUGUCUACUCAAAUGGACGCCAUGACUGGGUGUUGAAUUUGCCUACGCUGUUAGAGCAGAAUGGGUUUGAGAGCCCGCACCUGGACCACUUUCGGGAUCGUGUGGAGCUCGCGAACGCGAAUGGAGAGCAGCAUUUGGUUACUAUGGAGGAAUUUGCACAGUCGUUGGAGAAGGAAAGUGUGGAUGAUGCGGAGAAUAUACGGCUGUUACUGAAGGAUCUCGCUGUAGAGGCGGUCCAUGGUGUGGCUUUGUCAAUGCCUCGGGUCGUAGUUGCUGCACGCAAGUUGUAG